AUGUCGUACGUUUUACUCCUCCGUCGAGGAAAAAACACCAAAAUCCUCUGUCGAGGUCCUCUGUCGAGGUUACAAAAUCCUCCGUCGAGGUCCUCCGUCAAGGUUACCAAAAAUCCUCCUUCGAGGUCCUCCGUCGAGGUUAACAAAAUCCUCCGUCAAGGUCCUCCGUCGAGGUUACCAAAAUCCUCCGUCAAGGUCCUCCGUCGAGGUUACCAAAAAUCCUCCGUCGAGGUCCUCCGUCGAGGUUACCAAAAAUCCUCCGUUGAGGUUACCAAAAAUCCUCCGUCGAGGUCCUCCGUCAAACGAGGUCCUCCGUCGAGGUUACACAUAAUCCUCCGUCGAGGCCCCCCGUCAAGGUUACGCAAUCCUCCGUCGAGUUCCUCCGUCGAUUUUAACAACACAUCCUCCGUUAAGGUCCCCCGUCGAGGCUACAAAAUCCUCUGCCGAGGUCCUCCGACAAGACUACAAAAUCCUCCGUCGAGAUCCUCCGUCGAGGUUAUCUGA
Messenger RNA from Cylindrotheca closterium, 504 nucleotides. Lineage: Eukaryota; Bacillariophyta; Bacillariophyceae; Bacillariales; Bacillariaceae. The record is from the annotation of a GenBank genome assembly.